Drosophila subobscura is the source of this 6228-nucleotide messenger RNA. It is a transcript of the gene Atf3, whose product is annotated as activating transcription factor 3. Gene Ontology annotation, biological process: regulation of transcription by RNA polymerase II. Gene Ontology annotation, cellular component: nucleus. The transcript is spliced from 5 exons. Bases 1886 to 3931 code for a protein of 681 amino acids. Gene Ontology annotation, molecular function: RNA polymerase II cis-regulatory region sequence-specific DNA binding; DNA-binding transcription factor activity, RNA polymerase II-specific. NCBI's taxonomy places the organism in Eukaryota, Metazoa, Arthropoda, Insecta, Diptera, Drosophilidae. The record is from RefSeq and is a predicted model, not a curated record.
CGUCGUCCGCCCCGCCCCGUCAACUGGUCAACAGUCCGGUCUACCCCGUCCCCCUCCAGCAGACACAACCCACCACGAAAGCCAAACGGCGACCGACGACGUUCUUAUUAGAUUUUAUAGCGGCGCUCCGACUUUGCGACUUAGAACGGGGCAGAGAGCAAAGAGCGGGAGAGCGACACUCUCGGCCGCGCCUUUUGCCCGUUUCGUUUUCGUUCGUUCGUUUUUUCGUUGUUCUCGCGCGGCGUUAGAACAGCGCUGCCGCAGCCGCUGUCUCAGUCGCAGCUGGCGCCGCUGCCGCCAACUGACUUAUUGGCUUUAAGCGAAUUCGAACGUUGCUCGAACUUUUAUUUCAACGUCAGGUUUCGUCGGGAAAGCAACUCUGAAACUGCCGCCCGAAAAGCGCUGCCCGAAAGCAGAUUCCAAAACUUGAAAAAGAGAGAGAGAGUGGCAACUCCCCCCAGAAAACGCCGUGGCAGCCCUCUCCCGCGCGCGUUACCCCCAAACCCCUUCUUACAAAACAAAAAAAAACAAGAAAAAACUGAAGAUCAAAAUCGGGAAUACACCUUACUAAAAGAGAGAUAUAUAUUUACACACAAGCACACAACAGAUGAUCGAUCGUACAAUUAUUUUUUUAAAGUGUUGAAUCCACAAAGUGUUAUAACAACAACAAAUAACAACAACAACUACCACAAAAUGCCUUACAACAGCGUCACGCUUUAGUGUCAUAAGAGUAUCAGUGCCACAAGUGAGAACCAAACCCCUACUCCCUUAUCUUUUCCCGAGCCACCCCCCUUCCAAAAAGUUACCACACAACGGUGUGCCGCGUGCCCCCAAAAGAGAACCGACCGCAAACAGGUGUUUUCCCCCGCAUACGCUGGAGUAUACACAGUGUUGGUAAACGGCCAGCAGUGUUGGCGGUGGCAACAUUAACAGCAGCAGCAGCCAUCAUACAUCACACCAUCAAGGGAAUCCUGCAGAACAGCUUUGAAGCUCAGACAUUUGACGCUCGAAGAUUUGUACAUUUAAUGAUUCGCUGUCAAACCGCCGGCUGUUCGACAUUCAACGCAUUCGUACGGGCCCCAUGCUCUGAGCAACAACACGACAGAGUCAGAGCCCGAGCCAGAGCCCCCCCGCUAGAGAUCGGAUGGAACCGCAGGAACCAGAAAUCCAGAAAUGAUGAUGAUGACGUUGAUGAUGGAAGCACAGAUCUCCGCUAGAGACAGAGCCAGGAACAAUCCUAACUACAAGUGAAACAACCCAAAACAUAAGCCUCACCGCCCCCCCAAAAAAACAUUAAAUUUAAAUUAUAUAUUUGUGAUAAUUUCCCACAAACAAAAAAGAAAGCAGAGGGAACCCCACAAAAAAGAGACCAGCACAGAGGCGAACAGAGAGUGGGGUAGAGACAGUGGACACCCGCGAGUGUCGGACCAAAGUACUAUAUAAACAUAUAUGAUAAACGGUAUAUAGUAGGCACAUUUGAUAUAUGAAUAUUCUACAACGGAGAAGAACAACAACAACAACAAUAUAUAUAAAAGAGAGAUUUGUUUAAACAAAUAAGCAGUCCAACAAAUGCAACGCGUAGGCCUUCAACUGUGAUUUAAGCAUACAACAAAACAAAACAAAACAAAACAUAAAAGGAAGGAAAGAAAAUUAGAUUUAACGAUAUUUACCGAUAUAUAUCGAUACACAGAAGAAAAAGAAAAGGAGAGAUAUAUCGAAAGUGUGUUUUUGUGUUUUUAAUUUUGUGCAAUUUUUAAUUUAUAAUUUGUGUUUUCGCUUUAAUCGAUAACCGUUCAACGAUAACCGAUAAACGAUAUAAUACAACAACCCUUAAUCGAUAGCUGACCGAUAAACCCCCACAUAAAUACCUAAAAUCGAUUAAAUCAUGUUCAACUCAAACAUAACCGCCGCCUCGCUGCUCAGCAUCGAGAACAGCGGCCUUAAUCUGGGCGCCCACACACCCAAAACACCCGAGAUCCUCAACUCCCUGAUCGCCAUGACCAAUCCAUUGGAUAACUAUAGCUUCGCCGCUGCGGCAGCUGUCUCGGCGGCCGUCUCAGCAUCAUCGGCCGCCUCCACGCCCGUCGUCAGUGUCAGGAAUUUCAAUGGACAUCCAACCAAUGGGCAGUUGCAUUCGCAGGACAGCAGUCAUUCCAGUUGCUCCGCAUCGCCGCUUGAUUCGCCAGCGGGUGGCACUGCCACCAUGCCCAGCGUGCAACAGACAAAAUCGCAGCUGAUCAAAACCGGCCUGAAGCUGGCCAUCCAGAGCAAGCGCAAGCUCUCGACCUGCGACUCCAGCAGCGGGUCGGAGCAGCCACAAUCGAAGUGCUCCCGCAGGAGCAGCAGCAUGAACAACAACAGCAGCAGCAUCAACAACAACUGCAACAACACGAGCCACAGCUUCAGCAUGAACGACGACGACGAGGAGUCCAGCGAGGAUGAGGACAGCGAGACCAAGUCCACGCCCAAGGGCCUCACGCCCGAGGACGAGGAUCGGCGAAGGAGGCGCCGGGAGCGCAACAAGAUUGCGGCGACCAAGUGCCGCAUGAAGAAGCGCGAACGCACCCAGAACCUCAUCAAGGAGUCGGAGGUGCUGGACACCCAGAAUGUGGAGCUGAAGCAGCAGGUGCGCAGCCUCGAAACGGAGCGACGCAAGCUGCUGGAGAUGCUCCAGAAUCAUGCGAAUGCCAUGUCCCCUGGCUGCCUGAGAACCGGCGGGUGUCAGCUGCCUGCCGUUCUGCUGCAGUCGCCUGCCCAGAAAUAUCUCUCGGAAUUGGAGCUGGAGGGCCAGUCGUCAUCGGAGGUCAACAUCUCGGGUUCCCUCUCGGGCUCUGGCUCUGGCUCGGGUUCCAUCUCUGGCUCUGGCUCGGUGUCGAGCAGCAGCUCUUCGUCCCAAAGGAUGAGCAUACCAUCGAUGGCCACCUUCAAGUUUGGCUCCAAGACAGCGGCCAUGGCAGCAGCAGCAGCGGCGGCAGCGCAGGUCCAGCAGCAACAGCAGCAGCUACCCAAUGGCUACUGCAAGCCAUCGCCCAGCCCACAGGAGUUUGAGCAUGCCGGAUACCUGAGUUCUCCCAACCAGCAGCAGCAGCAACAACAGCAACAGCAACAACAGCAACAACAGCAGCAGCAGCAGCAUCAGCAAUCCAUGAAUCCCGCCAGCAGCAACAACAACAGCAACGAACAGCAGCAACAGCAGCAGCAGCAAAGCAAUGGCAGCAGCCUCGUUGUGAGCAAUCAGCAGGUCUCCGAUUAUGUCCCAAAUUGCGAUGGCCUCAGCAUGGCAUUGGGUCUGGCAUCGCUGCCAUUGCCACUGCCACUGCCACUGCCCCUCCUGCCAGCGAGUACACCCACCAGCAGCAGCUCCUCGAGCAGCAGCAGCAAUCAGACCGGCUCGGCCGCCUCCACGCCCACCAGCAUCGCCAUUGAGUUCGUGAAGAAUGAACUCGUGGAUGCCCAGAGCCCCUAUACCACGGCCCUCAGUGCGGAGCGUUUUCUGUUCGAGCCGAGCGAUGGUUUUCCGGACAUCAAGCAUGCCGUGAGUGUCCUGCCCACCAGCGGCAUCAAUAGCCUCAAUAUGGCCAGUGUUGUCCAUGCAAACAGUGGCGGCGGAGCGACAGGACACCACCACAGCCACCAGCACCACAGCCACAGCCACAACCACCAUAACAACAACAACAACAACAAUAACCACCUGAUGGACUUCCAUCAUGGCCUACAAAGCAAUGGCCUGGGCGUCGGUGUGGGCGUGGGUGUCGGCGUGGGCGUUGGCGUGAUGACACCCUCCUGCUACGAUGACGAGCAGCUGCUGCUGAUGAAGAACGGAUGCUUCGCCAACGAUCUGCUGUCCCAGCUGGCGGACGAUGGCACGGACUAUGUGGAUCUGGACACCGGCGCCGCUGCUUUCAUGACCAAUGGUGGCUGCCUGGCGUGAGGGCGGGCCCAGCGGGCAUCGGCACCGGCAAACGCACACGAGCGCGAUCGUGAUCGUGAUCGCGAUCGCGAUCUCCUGCUGCUGGCCUUCGAGCAGGAUGGAGGCCAGGAGGAGGAGCAGCAGCAGUCGUCGUCGUCGUCGCACAGGCCGAGCAACAGUCCGCAGCAGCAGCAUCAGCAGGAUGUAGAGAUGGAGCUGGAAAUGGAGCUGCAACUGGAGGAGGAGGAGGAUCCCGCCUGGACACAUGUGGAUUAUUGGUGCUAGGUGUUUGCUGGAUCCUCGCACCUUGAUGUACAUUUUGUAGAUGCUACUCAUCGACUAAGCAGAAGAACAGAUUUAAAACAAGAAGAUCAGAAGCCGCAGUCCCCAAGGGCGCACUGAAAUCCAAACAAAAUCCCUUUAAAUGUCCCUAAAACUCUGUUUGAAUUUCCCACAAAACAUACCCAAAUUUUCUCCUGCAAAUUAUUCCCCCAACAACAAUCCCUUGAUGCCUGUUUUCCCGCCGUUAACCGAUCCGAGUUCUUCCAAGCAAACAAACAAGAAGAGCAGAGUACCCCCGAUGACCCAUGCCCCCAAGCCUCGAAUACCCCCGACACCCUGGUCCCCUCCCAUUGUGUAAGUCCGCCUGGAGCGGCGUCCAGCCUGUGGCUUGACUACCUCAUGAAGCAAAGAAAGCAGAAAACAAUUUAAUUAACAAUUAAAACCUAUCAUUAAACAAUCAGUUUUAGAGUGGAGAGGAGUAUAGGAGUAGCAGUUAGAGAGGAGCGAAAAAUACUUGCAUAAUUGUACAUAACCCAACUUUUUUGAUACGAUUCAAAUCGAUAACAUUCCAUUGCAAGCAAAUGCAGAGAGAGCGAAGAGAGAGAGAGAGCGAGAGAGGGAGAGUAUAGAGAGCAGUGAUCAACUGCUAGCAGUCACACACACACAUCCGCAUCAGUAAUUAUUAAUUUUAAUUUUUGUUCAAUGCCCUCCUCCAUUCUCUAAGCGUUUGUCCCAUGAUUUUCUUGGUCCUUUGCUCCUUAAACGAAAUGCCUUACAAGUUAUAAAACAUUUACAUAUAUUGGUAUAUUCACAUGAUGAGAGAGAUUAACGAGUGGAACGAGAAGAAUGUUUUUUCGCGUGAUGAUGUUUGAUAUUUUUUUGUCUAAAAAAACUCUAGCCUUAGUCAGUGAUAAAAAAAAACAACCCCUAUAUAUACAGCCGAUAUAUUCAUACGAUAUAUACAUUUUUGUUUUUUUUUUUUGUGUCCAUAUUUUGUAAGCUAACCUUAAUGAUAAAUCAACAAAAACAAGAAAACCACAAAAACAAAAUGUUGCCUUAAUCAAAAAAAAAACAAACAAAAAAAAUUGAAAUAAAAAAAAACAAAACUUUCUAUUUGACAAAAAAACUAAAUUACUAAUCCAACACUUUGUUAAUUCUUUUGCAACAAAAACAACUAAUCUACAAACAAAAAUAAUUAUUAAAAAUAAUAUAUACAUACAAUGAGAGGACGAGAGGAGGAGAAAGAGAGAGAGAUAGAGGAAGAGGUAUACUCGUAAUCGAUAGAAAGAUCGACGACUUCGAUGACCAUUAAGUGCUGCUAAAUACUGCAAAAAUCCUUCAAAACUUGCGCCUUAUUACAGUUUAAAGAAAGAAAGGAAAAAAAACGAAUGUGAAACUUUUUUGUAAAUUAUAUAUUAUUAUAUAUAGCAUAUGUAGGAUAUAUGUACAUACGUGCAUAGGAGACCAUAUGAUGCCUAUACCAUUUAUAUAUGCAUGCAUAUAUCUAUAUUUGUGUGUGUCUAUUGCCUGAUCAACAAAAAAGAAACGUUAAACUUAUAUACAGAUUUAAUACGUAUAUAAAAAGGUUCUACAUGUGUAUAAAAACAAAAACAAAAAAAACAGCUGUGAACACCAAAAAGUGGCCUAAAGGAGCAAAAUCAUACACCCACACAGAAAGAAAUGAAAUGAGAAAUAUAAAAAUUUGCUUUGUUUGUAAUUUGUAAUUGUAAUUGCCUCGAUUUGUACUAAAGAUAUAACCGAUAAACAAAAAAAUGAUACAACUAUAUCUAAUAUUUAUAUAUUACUAUGUACGAAAAAAAAACAAAAUACCAAUAUCUAUGUCUACAUCCCCAUAUGUAAAUGUUGAACAGAGCUCUGCACACGCCUUUCUCUAGUUGUACCUAUACCAUAAAUGUUAUACAUACAUACAUACAUAUAUCACCAUUGAACCUUGAACCUUUGUACACCCACAGCACCCCUGUGCCCAGCCUAUUUGCCUCGAAUAGGUUUGAUUGUUAGAGCAUCAAAAGUAAUCA